GAACGGCUCCCUUCUCCGCAGACGCCGCUGACGAUCACGCGUGUGCGUGACUCUCCCCCGCGUCCCCCACUCACCCCGGCCCUGCCCUGCCCCCGCUCUGACCCGGCCAUCACCAUGGCGACCUCCAAGGCUCCAGCGGUGCCUGGAGAAGAGGAGACCACCAUCCUCAUGGCCAAGGAAGAGCUGGAGGCCCUGAGGACGGCCUUCGAGUCGGGCGACAUCCCGCAGGCCGCCUCCCGCCUGCGCGAGCUGCUGGCUUCCUCGGAGAGCACGCGCCUGGAGGUGGGCGUCACGGGCGAGUCCGGCGCGGGCAAAUCUUCGCUCAUCAACGCCCUGCGCGGCGUGGGCGCCGAGGACCCGGGCGCGGCGCUCACGGGCGUGGUGGAGACCACGCUGCAGCCGUCGCCGUAUCCACACCCGCAGUUCCCAGACGUGACCCUAUGGGACCUGCCUGGGGCCGGCUCUCCAGGCUGUCCAGCCGACAAGUACCUGAAGCAGGUGGAUUUCAGCCGCUACGAUUUCUUCCUGCUGGUAUCGCCCCGUCGCUGCGGGGCGGUGGAGACGCGCCUGGCCUCCGAGAUCCUGCGCCAAGGGAAGAAGUUCUACUUCGUGCGCACCAAGGUGGACGAGGACCUGGCCGCCACGCGCACGCAGCGGCCCUCGGGCUUCAGCGAGGUGGCUGUGCUGCAGGAGAUCCGUGAGCAUUGCGCCGAGCGCCUGCGCGCCUCGGGCGUCGGCGACCCCCGCAUCUUCCUCGUGUCCAACUUGUCGCCCACGCGCUACGACUUCCCGCUGCUCGUUACCACCUGGGAGCAUGACCUGCCAGCCCACCGGCGCCAUGCAGGCUUGCUUUCGCUGCCGGACAUUUCACUGGAAGCCCUGCAGAAGAAGAAGGACAUGUUGCAGGAGCAGGUACUCAAGACCGCCCUGGUGUCCGGCGUCAUCCAGGCGCUGCCCGUCCCCGGGCUGGCAGCCGCCUACGACGAUGCGCUGUUGGUGCGCUCCCUGCGUGGCUACCACCGCAGCUUCGGCCUGGACGACGAUUCACUGGCCAAGCUGGCCGAACAGGUGGGCAAGCAGGCCGGCGACCUGCGCUCGGUCAUCCGCUCCCCGCUGGCCAACGAGGUCUCCCCCGAGACGGUGCUGCGGCUCUACGCGCAGUCGUCGGACGGCGCCAUGCGCGUGGCCCGAGCCUUCGAGAAAGGUAUCCCCGUGUUCGGCACGCUGGUGGCGGGUGGCAUCAGCUUCGGCACCGUCUACACCAUGCUCCAGGGCUGCCUCAACGAGUUGGCCGAGGACGCCCAGCGGGUGCGCAUCAAGGCCCUGGAGGAGGACGAGCCGCAGGCCGAGGUCAGCCUGGAGGCGGCGGGCGACGGCGGCGUGGAGAAGCGGACCUCCGUGGAGAGCGGCGGCUGCUGCGAUGAGGCCCCGCUGUCCACCCGCCGGAAGCUCGGUCUCCUGCUCAAAUACGUCCUGGAAAGCUGGAAGAAGCGCGACUUGACGGAAGACAAGUAG
Molecule: messenger RNA, 1515 nt
Organism: Ochotona curzoniae (black-lipped pika)
Lineage: Eukaryota; Metazoa; Chordata; Mammalia; Lagomorpha; Ochotonidae
Gene: IRGC
Product: immunity related GTPase cinema
Exons: 1
Coding region: 115-1515 (466 amino acids)
Cellular component (GO): membrane
Molecular function (GO): GTP binding; GTPase activity
Source: RefSeq, a predicted model, not a curated record